AUGAUAUUAAUUCUUCUGCCUGAAACGCAUCAAUAUUUCGUUUUACAACGUCAUCAGCAAGCACUAGUAAGCGUUACAAUAGAAGCCGAUCUGAUUCAGAAACCAGUUUUUGCAGCUCCAUGGAAACCAUUAGCACCUUUAGCCGAUUUAAGUAUUGCACCUUAUGUUUUGUUAAUGACAGUUGUAUUUACUACAUUUUUUAUGAGUCUAAUUGCAUUUCCCGACCAGUUAUCCCCAAAGCCAUAUAAUCUUAUUGAAGUAAUCAUUGGUUUCUGCUAUAUUCCUAGCGGUAUAGAACUUCUCAUUGGUUGCGUUUCAGGUGAUUCAUUAGCUGAUAGAGCAGGUCGAUAUUAUUCAGGUAAGAUACCUGGAAGCCGCUUAAUACCAGCGUCAUUCUGUGCUUUCUUUGUACCAGUUGGUCUUUUGUUUUAUGGUUAGUCACUGCAUUUUAAACUAGAUUUAACUCUACUAUUAAUAGCAACAUUUGUUGUGGCAGCGUCAUUCGGUGCUUUUUUCCUACCAGUUGGUCACUAGAUUUUAAAUACGAUGUAAGUGUGGUGCACUAACCUUUGGAAAGAAUCGCCUGGUUGUAUUUGAGUGAUAUUUAUUGCGAAAGUAAAACUCAUAAAGUACUCUUUUAUUUGACGAAAAAAGACAUCUUCUUUUUACAAGCGCCAGAAAUUAAAGUUAGUCAAACUCGAAAUGCGACUUUCUACAAGUAGAACAUAAAAGGCGACACACAGUGAUGAACAUUUGUGUUGAAAACGCGCUUUCAAAAAGUUAUGAUGGAUAUAAACGCGUUUCUCACCAAUUAUUGAUGGUAAAAACGCGAUUCUAAUUAAGGCGUAUAUUUAAAGCUCAAGAAAUUCGCCGUAUUCAUGGUGAAACUAUAUAUUCUCACGCUCUACGAAUGCUGAAACCGCGUUAAAACGAAUUUUCAACAGAUAUAGGUGACGGACUGGGUGACACGACGACGUUUUAAGCUGUGAUCUGUUCUUCUUUCGACCUUUUCUUGCGCCUUCGUUUGUUACAUAGAAGAAUAUAUUACAGGUAUUUUCUUGAUAUAUAAGACUAUAUUCCGAAUCUUUAGAAAAAAAAUGUCUCGAAUGGUAUGUGCCAUCAGAUGUUUUCGGGAAGGAUAGUAAUAAUACUGAUAGUCUAAACACAGAGUGAUAUAGAUUCCUAUAUAGC
This is a messenger RNA of Didymodactylos carnosus, 1191 nucleotides long. NCBI's taxonomy places the organism in Eukaryota, Metazoa, Rotifera, Eurotatoria, Philodinida, Philodinidae. The record is from the annotation of a GenBank genome assembly.